Molecule: messenger RNA, 8889 nt
Organism: Girardinichthys multiradiatus
Lineage: Eukaryota; Metazoa; Chordata; Actinopteri; Cyprinodontiformes; Goodeidae
Exons: 4
Coding region: 265-8301 (2678 amino acids)
Biological process (GO): protein import; protein targeting
Cellular component (GO): membrane
Molecular function (GO): ATP binding; ABC-type protein transporter activity
Source: RefSeq, a predicted model, not a curated record
ACCUGGCUUACCUUAAAUACAGGCUUCAAACCACUCGGGGAUAAAGACGAAUCAAUGCACCUCACAAGUAUUCCUGAGAGUGUUCGGGUUCAAAUUCACUUGCGUUGUGGUCAAGACUUCUGAUGAAGUUGUUGCUGUGAAGUGUAUUCAGACUACACUUUCUUAACUAAAUGUCCCCUGAGCUGGCUCUGAGCCAAACCACCUGCUGGUAGACCCCUGUUGCAGAUGCUGACUACCGCGUAAGUUCAAAAUAUUUCAGCAAAAAUGGGAAACGUACCAUCAGAAGCAAACAUGGGCAACAGUCUUAGGUGCUGCAAGUGUAAUAGAGUCUUGCCUCCAUGUCAUUCCUUUGAUAAUUUAAGACAAGACGUCAUACAUGGGCAGCAUGUGCAUGUGUUCAAUGGAGGAGAAUACUACAGACCAGUUGGCUAUAAUAACCAAUAUUACUGCCGUGAUUGCUUUUAUAAGCCAAUCAGAGAUGCAGAACGUAGGAGGGAAGAGGAAGAAAAAAGAAGGAGAGAAGAAGAAAGAAGGAGAGAAGAACAGAGAAGAGAGGAAGAACGUAAGAGAGAGGAGGAAAGGAAAAUGAUGGAAGAAGAGAGGAUAAAAGAAGAUGAGCGAAAGAGAAGAGAGGAGGAGAGGAGCAGACAGGAGGACCAAAAAAGAACAGAGGAAGAGAGAAAAAGGAAAGAUGAGGAGAGAAGAAGACAAGAAGAACAAAAAAGGAUAGAAGAGGAGAGAAAGAAAGAGGAGUUGAGUCAAAGAGUACAGGAAUCAAGGGAACGAGCUAAAGAGCAGUAUGAAAAACAACAGAGAAGUAGACAAGAGCAACAGUCUAAACAUAAUGUUAUGAUUGGGCUUUUGGAUGAAUUUGAGGCUGACUAUAAAACUUACAGUGGGAAAGAUGAACUUUUAGAAAUCCUUUCUUUGAAAUGUAACAUUGAAGCUUCAGAUCUCAGUCUCACUGCUCCAAAAGCUGAUCUGCUGGGGAAGAUCCUGUCAGCUCUGGACAAUCUUCUGUUUGAUGAAUGGAUAAAUGAUCCCCCUUCCGGCAGCACUCUGCAGCAUGCUCAGGUUUACAUCACAGAGCUGUGUGCGCUGUCUGUGGAGAUACCAGAAGAAUUGUCUCGAGAAAAUAUCUCCAAUCAUGUGCAGUCCUUAGUUGAGUCCAUCAGCCAAUCAGCAUGCAACAUUUUUGAAAGUCUUGAGUUGAUUCAAGCCAUGUAUCUAACUCUGAUGCGCUACAUCAGUGAAAAUGACAAGUCUGAUGCUGAUGCAGUCAUUAUAGCAAAAAGGUGGGCUAAGGAAGAGCUUACAAUGGAGCAGCUUUUUCCUCUUGACUUCCUGAGCAUCCUCAUUUCAUCAAUGCAUGGUACAGUUGGCAAAACCUCUAUAUUUAUUUUAAAAAUGGAAAUUCAGUGUUUGAAACUUCUAAUAUCCACCCUUGUCAAUCUGAAUGGCAAAGAAAGCCACUAUGCAUCAACUGAGAUGAUUCUUGACCUUGUAGAAAUAGACCAAUGGACACCAAUGGAGGCAGUGAAUCUGCUCAAAGCAAUGUCCUUAAAAUGCACACAAGAUGUUUCCAUAGCUAAAGUCCUACAAUUGGUAGAGGUUUAUGAUGUAUCACCAAGUUGGACAGAUCAUUCUGGACAUUCUCUCAUCCAGGCUCUUGACAGUGCUGAUUCACAAAGUUUCUAUCAGGAUUUCCAGAAGAUUCUCAAAAAGAAAGACGAAAGCACCCUGGAUGCUGCUCUGGCAGACCUAAAAAUGUCACAAAAGUUGGAUGUUUCCAUGAUUGACGAAAUAAAAACCAUCAUCACUGGUGUUUUCCAGUUUUCAGAAAAUGCUCCUGUAGGAUCGUUAAAAUAUGAAACGUUUGACACAAAGAACUUACAGACAUGUCUCUCUCAGCUCUGUAAAGCAGUUUUUGAUACAAAAGGCUGGUGGCCCACAGUGAAACACAUGGUGCAGUGGUGUGUGCUGGUGCUCACUGAGAAGACUAAAGUACCACAACUGUCUUCCUUUGAAGAAGACCCAUGUGUCAUUACUAUGUUUGCUGCAAUGCAGUUCUAUAUGGGGAACAAAAUGGACAUUAUGCUGAACUCUGACAGUGACACUGAAGCUCAAACUAAGGAGUGGUCUGACUUCUACAAAAGCCUCGGAAUAUCUGUCAGGACGAACAUCACUAAACAAACUGAUUCAUCUUUCAUGAGUGUCUAUGAGGCUGAUGUCAUCUAUGGUAGACUCGAAGACUUUGUGUCUGACUAUUUUCUGUACUGGAAAGAGAUCAUUGAAACUCAGAUUCCUCAACUCACACGAGGAUUUUUAAUUGAGGAAAAAUGUCUUGUGGCAUCAAAUACUCUUGAUCUGCCAAGGCUCAAGGAUAAUGAUUUCCUUGCUUGUGCUGCAGAAGUCCUGCAAAACCUUGUGGAAAAAUUACACACAGAAGACAUGGAACAGAGAGAGUUGUUCUUCAAGGCGGUUUUUCAAGCUCUACAGUCAAACGUAAAAGAAGGUACAAGCACAGAAGCAAAAAUAACCAAACUCCUUAAGAAAAUUAGUGGAAAAGAACUUCUUCCUAAAGAGAUGUUUGGUCUGACUUUUCUUGAGAAUCUCCUGAAAGUGGUUGCCAGUCAAAAUCAAGCUGGGAAAAGCACUUCUUCAGCUGAAAAAUUGUGUUUGGAAAGUAUUUUGGCAUCUUCAGAGCAAACUAAAGCCUCAAAUAAACAAACCAGAGAAGUCUUACAGAUGGUUUCAAAUCUGGGAGAAAAAAACCUUUGGUCACCACUGGAGCUCCUGAACCUCCUUGAAGCAUUAAUCGAUCGCCAUCAUAAUGAGGGCUGCAUUUCCAUCAUGAAGAUUUUACAUUUAAUGGAAACAUAUCGGGUUUCUUUCAAGUGGACAGAUGAGAACAACCAGACUGUCAUUAGUCUGUUAGAGACACGUAAAACAGACAAUCUGAUCCAGCUUUUAGAAAAAAGCUUUGGAGAUGAGAAAGUCAAAAGCAUUGACAUCCUUUUUGAUGAAAUAAGGCAGAUGAAAGACAUUGAUGAAGAAACACUGAAUAAAUCAUACAAAAUAGUUUCUCAUGUGACAGACCUGAUAAACACCGGUGAAAUUAAAAAACACAACGACAUACAAAAGGCUAAGAAUCUCAGUCACAGCAUGGAGUCAGUCGAUCUUCAGGAGGUCUUGGCCGUCUUAUGCAAUGUUGUUAACCUGAAAAUAGCUGAAGAGAAGUGGUGGCCUAGAAUCAAUCAAAUGAUAAGCUGGUGCCUCUUGACCUUGUCCAACAAUGGAAAGCUGCUGGAAAUGGGAACUGGAGAAGGAAAAUCUUGUGUCAUAGCAAUGUUUGCAGUACUGCGUGUGUUUAGGGGUGAAAAAGUAGAUGUGGUGUCCAGCUCAUGUGUUUUAUGUCAAAGGGAUGCAGCAGAAUGGAGCAACUUCUAUAAGUACUUUGGCAUUACCGUUGAUACAAAUACAAAUAAAACUGACGACAGCAGUCGAAAAAAGUGCUACCAGAAGGACAUCAUCUAUGGAACUAUUGAAGCCUUUGCUGCUGAUCACCUUCGCCAGAUUUUUGAGAUGAAAGAUGUGAGGCCUGAUCGCAGCUAUCAGUGCAUCAUUAUUGAUGAAGUGGACUCUCUGCUGCUGGACCAGGGAGUGCAGCUGACCUACCUGUCCAGCCCCAUGGUCUCCAUGGACCACCUAAACACUAUUCUGGCCAUGAUCUGGGGCCAUGUCCAACAGUAUGGCUUCUUGUCUUCAGGACACCAGAUAUUUGUCCAGGGUCCCCCUGCUUCCUUCUUUAAGGCCAUCUUUGACUCAAUAAACACAGAAGAAACUGAAAUCGACGAUCCAUUGGACAUUUUACGUAUUGCUGAAGAAACCAACACUGUGCCUCAGGGCUUUACAGAGGAUCUCCAUAAGGGUGAGAAGGAGGAUAUUCUUAAAAAGCUGAAAGAUGUGAGCCAGGAUAAUGUGGUGCAAUUCUUUGAAGAAAUGGAGGACUAUGUUCCCUAUGGUUUCACCAUUUACACAUUAAACAGCGAAGGACUGCUGUGUCUAAGAAAACUCAGUCCGUAUGACACUAAUCAAAUUCCAGACCUAAAGUUUCUCGUCUUGGACGAAGGCUUGUGUUGUCCUCUCUAUGACUCAGAAGAAGUUCUCAUCAAGCCCAUUGCAGACUUAAUGUCAGAGAAGAUUCAGUACACCCCAUGCACAAACAGUACAGACAAAAUCAGCAUUCCUGGAUUCUUGAGGAAUCUCAUUGAAAAAAAAAUGUCCCUGUGGGUAGAGAAUGCCUUUCUGGCACAGCAGCUAAGGGAAGAACGGGACUAUGUGGUACAAAAUGGCAAUAUUUGUCCAGUAGACUUCAGAUCCACUGGUAUUAUUGAACUGAAUAAGAAGUGGGGUGAUGGUCUGCAGCAAUUUGUGGAGAUUAAACAUCAAAUCAAACUCAGCACAGUUUCAGCAGUAACAAACUACAUUUCCAACAUCUCGUUUUUUCAAAAGUACCAUGGGAAGAUAUAUGGAACCACAGGAACACUCGGCAGUGAAAAGGACAUUCUGUUUCUGCAGGAUCUAUAUCCAAGUCUGUCUGCAUGCAGAAUGCCAACUUUUAACAGCAAGAAACUAUAUGAGAUCAAAGGAACUCUGAAAACGACUUCUAUAGACUGGAAAUCUGAAAUAAAACAAGUUGUUCUGUCUCAAAUUUCCUCAAAUUCAUACAGAGAGGGAAGAGCUGCCCUGGUCAUCUGUGAAACUAUCAACAAAGCCAAAGAGAUCUACGAAGAACUGAAAAGCAGCAUCCCUGGGGAAAUCAUCCUCUACUGCCGCAGUGACACUGAAAGUUUGAGCAAAAUAGAGAAGGAGCUUGUUCCUGGUGAUGUCAUUGUUGCCACAAACCUUGCUGGGCGUGGCACAGACAUUAAAGUGUCCAAACAGGUCAACAAAAAUGGAGGAUUAUUUGUUAUUCUCUCCUUCCUCUCUGAAAACACCAGAGUAGAACUCCAGGCUUUUGGACGAACAGCACGCAAAGGUAAACCUGGAUCUGCUCAGAUCAUCAUGUGCACUGGUCACCAGCAGCAGGAUUUCAAGUCAACGACAUCUCUGGAGGAAGCCAAGAGCACGAGGGACAAACUUGCAGCAGAAAAGAUAAGUUGCAUGAUGAAUGAUGUGGCUGAGAUGAACCUGCGGGAGGAGCUGUUUUCAGAGUACUGCGAGACUCUUCAUGAUAUUUACAAGAAAACAGAUGGAGAUGACAGAGAGGUCAUUGUUGCCAUCAUGAAUGAGUUCUGGGGGAUCUGGCUGCAAAUUAAAUCAGAAGACAUUGAGCAGCGGAAGAAAAUUGAACUUCAGCAAAGUCUGAAAAAGGAUUUGUCUGCUGCAAGACAACAAUCUUCAUCUCAAACUUCACCAUGUUCAAGCAUUUACCACUACAUCAAUUUUGGAAAUAUUUUUCUGGAUGAUAAAAAAUGGGAACAUGGUGCCAGGCUGUUUGAAAAAGCCAUGAACCAAGAUGAAAGUUGGGCAGCCAUCGCUUUUUACAGUCAUGCAUACUGUACUAUAAAGCUGUCUAAUGGAGAUUACCUCACUAAAGCCAAAGAAGAUCUACAAAAGGCCCUAGAGUCCCUAAAGUAUCUCAGCGAGGAAUGCAUGGUCUGUUUGCAGUUCAUAAAAAUGGUCACUGUGGACACUGGCAAAAGUGACCCAUCCAGCCUCGAAAAACAGCUAACAACCAAGUGCAACAUGUACAGGUAUUUUGAAAAAAACAUCACUGAGGCCAUACAAAAGCUGGAUGAAAUCAAAAAAGGGGGGAAGGAUGCAAUAGCCAAAAAAUCCCCUGUUUUCUCCUUGGUGUCAGAUGCUGCUGAAGAUCUCCAAUUAGAAGCUGAUAACCUGUACAGUCGUGGUCUAAAAUACAUAUUUGCUGUUGAGGAGAAGCCUCGUUUCUGCUGGGAGGGUCUGCUGGUGUUCCUGCUUGGAGUUUUGCAGAUUAUUGCAGGAGCUUUACUCACUGUAUUCACAGUUGGUACUUUGGCUCAAAUUGGAAUGGGUCUCAUUACUGAAGGAAUAUCAGACUGUGUUGAAGGUAUUACAGCAAUGGUGACAGGAGAGUUCAGCUGGAAAGAAUGGGCUAUUGGAAAAGCCAUUUCUAUUGGUAUUUCUAUAAUAUCAUUUGGAGUUGGAAAACUAAUUGCAAAGGGAUUCAAAGCUGCCAAGGCAGCGUUCAAAGCUAUUGGAAAAAAUCUAAAGUCAUUGCCAAAGUUUCUCUCUAAACAAGCUAAAAAUGGUUUAAGCACGGUCACAAAGACCAAUAUGAAAAAUGCUAUAAAGCAUACAGCAAAAAAGAUUGUGGAGGAAACUUUGUUCCACGGACUUGAGAAAGCAGAAGAGAAAAUACUUGAACAAAUAUUAAACGACAUCAAAAAUGAGGUGCAAAAAGGAAUUGUUAAAGAUGUGAAAACCAACCUGGAAAAAGAACCUUUGGCAACAUUAGUGGAUACUGUUAUUCUUUCAGACCUUCUUUAUAAGGAGCAACUGCGUGAUCUUCUGGAAGAUGACAGAAGAAAGAAAGACCUCCUUUCCAUUUACAAACAGUUGGGAAAUUCUGCAUUACAGCCAUUAUAUGCAGACCUUAGUUGGCAGAACAAGCUUAACUCAUCAAUCAUUAAAGUGAUUGACAGCGCUAAAGAAGGGACACAUGGAAAAACCCGUAUAAUUUUGACAACUAUUCAAACUACCCACUAUGCUAUUUUGGCAGGUGAUGCCAUCGGUGAAGUACUCACCCUCUCCAGCAAGUUCUUCUCAAACCUUGAGAAAGAACUGAACACUUUCAACAAAGGAAACACUUCUGAAAAAGUAAAGCGAAAUGAGCUAACUUUCUCAGAAACUGACGUGCUGAACAAAUUCAAGCAAGACUUGGCCGAAACCCUCAGCACAUUAUUGGCUGAUGCUUUGGUGGAAGUGUUUAAUCAGAAGUUUUUCAGUCACCUUGUUUCUCGCGUGCAAAACGAAGCACAUGAUGCCAUCAAACGACAUGUCAGAUCUGGUUUAAAGAGUGAGAGGUCGGAGGAAAAACUUAAAGCUGGACAGCACAACAGCUACAUAGCAAACAUGCCAGUAAAUCCAAAUGACAAACUUGCAGCUAAUGCUGGUCGACUGUCAAGAUCACAUGCUGAAAAGAUCAAGGACAACAAGACUGCUGGUACCCUUCUCGAUAUCAGAGUCCUGUCAGAGGCCACUGGUACAAGAGUUGUUAUUCUUACAGAAAACAAACAUGGCAAACUCACCAAAAUGCAGGAGGUGAGUCCAAGUACUAAAUCUGCCAGUGAAACAGUGACUUUGAUCUACUGGCCAAAGAGCACCCAAAACCCUAAUGGUCAUUAUGAUGCUUUCAUCAACAAUAAGACUGUGAGCAUAGAUCGCAAAGAAAAGGGUUCUCUUUUUCAUGCUUUGGCAAGAGGCAUGAAACCAAAAGCCAGUGAAGCAGAGAUUGCCUCCGAGGCAAACCGCCUCAGAUCUGUGGAGGCCAAAACUCUCCUCAAACAACCAGGCCAAUGGGAAUCUUUUGUGAAGCACAAAGAGUUGACUGAAACAAUCAGAGGAGGAGACUGGUACAUGGCAGAGGCAGGUAGACCAGAAAGGAUUAUAAAGGAAAACAAAACCCUGCUGCAGAAAUUAACUGGAAAGAUUGAACAAUACAAAGGAUAUUGUCAAAAAACGGGUAUUCCAGCAGUUGAAAAAACCGUCAAUGCAGAUCAGCAGCCUCCAAACAGAAGCAUAGUGGAAGCUAAUAAACUGAACCAGAACAGCAAACUGGCCGUGGCAAUGCUGCAAGUGAGAAAAUAUUUACCUGCCUCAGAAACCAGCAAAAUAUCUGGUUUGGAGAAACAUGAAGGCCUGAAACUACCAACUGACCAUAACCUUAAAGAUGUAAUUGAUGACGUUUCCUCUCCAGAGCCAAAAGCUUUGAGAUCAUGCUUAGCUACCAUGAUAAGCAAAGAUGAUGUUGUCGGAACCUUUAAACUCAUGACGUUUGGUGCAAUGUUCAGAUGUCAGCUGAUUAACACCAAGAAUGUUCAAAACAAAAAGAAGAGUAAAACCCGGAUUGCCAUGUUUGAAAAAAAUUUUCAGCAACUCAGUACACAGAUGGUACAGAAAUGGUACAACCUGCUUCAAGGCAAGGGUGUCAUGACAAAUGAUCAUCUUACAACCAUCACACAAUGGAUCAACAACCAGGGCUACAAGGAUCAAAAUGAUCCACACAGGAAACAGGUUUCCAGCAUCCUUUCAUGAAAAGUGAAAACCCUGGAGGAUACUUGUUACCGAGAAGAAUCGAAUCUACGCAGCACUUCCACCUGCGUGAUCAUCAAUGAGACACAAAUUUGGAUAAUCUUCUUAACAGCAUUUUGAGUCAUUGGGGCUCUACAGGCAACUUAUUUCUAUUAUUUUUAAUUCAGACAUUGCAGAAUGCUGCAUUUAAACAUUUGUAUAGCUCUUAGGCGUCCUGUUUCAGAUGCUAUAGUUUAGGACACCAUUCAAACAAUUCUGUGGGUGAUCAUAUUCAACUAUGCUUAUGAACUCAGUGAUGGACUGUAAUUCAAAUUAACCAAAUAUGUUUCGUAGGAGCUCAGAAAAUAGUUUAGUCAGAAUAAUGAUAAUAAGGUUAUAUAAUUUACUUUUUGUCAUUUUCUGAAGUUAAUUGUGAAAUUUCCUUCACAGACAGAACUGUUCUAGAUGAAUUAGAAGUUGAUUCGUUUAGAAACAGAAAACAACAUUUUUCCCCAAAAGUCAGUCAGUCAUUUGCUAUACUGCUUCUUCCAUAGUGGGUCGCGGGAAAGCUGGUGCCUAUUUCCAGCAGUCUAUGGGGGGAGGCGGCGUGCA